Ilex paraguariensis (yerba mate) is the source of this 324-nucleotide messenger RNA. The record is from the annotation of a GenBank genome assembly. NCBI's taxonomy places the organism in Eukaryota, Viridiplantae, Streptophyta, Magnoliopsida, Aquifoliales, Aquifoliaceae.
AUGGAUUUUCCGGUGGCGGUGUUGUCAAGAAGUAGUAGAGUAAUGUUCCCUUUUCUGGUAUUUAUGCUGACCAUUUCAGUGAUGCACCCAUGGUUGUGCAUUGGUAAUUGCAAGGUUGAAGCAAUUCGAAUGCUACGAGACAGCGAAUGGGCAGACUACGAGAACAUGACCACCAUGAACGUCUACCACCAUAAGAAGAAGAUGGAGGAGAAGAAACACAAGUUCUUCAAUGGAAAAUCCUUUGGAUUUAAUGAAACCGAGAGAAGUUUUGAAGAGAUCAAACGGACAGUACCUGCUUGCCCCGAUCCUCUUCACAACAAGUAG